Sarcophilus harrisii (Tasmanian devil) is the source of this 3914-nucleotide messenger RNA. It is a transcript of the gene PABIR2, whose product is annotated as family with sequence similarity 122B. Lineage: Eukaryota; Metazoa; Chordata; Mammalia; Dasyuromorphia; Dasyuridae. Bases 455 to 1303 code for a protein of 282 amino acids. Gene Ontology annotation, molecular function: protein serine/threonine phosphatase inhibitor activity. The record is from RefSeq and is a predicted model, not a curated record. The transcript has 10 exons.
UUUUGUUUUGGCUUCAAUCCGCCAGCUGGUUCUCCGGGGCUGUUCCUGCCGGCCUGAGGAAGAGGAGGAGGAGGAGGAGGAGGAGGAUUGGCUACAUCUGCCCCUAUCUGGUCGGGUGGAGGGGAGUGGGGAAUCUAGAAUUAGCGGGGCGAAGUCCCGGGACGGAGCAUGGGGGGCUGGGCCCAGGCCCAAACCCAGACCCAGGCCCAGGCCCUACCAGUGCUGGGCUUUUGCCCCGCGUCGUGUGAUCGGCUAUCAGGGUGGCCGCGAUGUUUCUAGACCCCGGGGAAGGCGGCAGUAUGAGCCUCCCCUUCUCCUUCUAGAACCACCACCUUCGCCUGCUGCUUCCUUCUCUUCCCCCCUCCCUGUCCUGCAGUGAGUGGGAGCCGAGAGAACCUCGAGUUGAGAAUCGACCCCCAGGCCAUCCCCACAUCCCGAUACCCAGCCUCCCGGCAUGGCUCAGGAGAAAAUGGAGUUGGACCUGGAGGUGCCGACUGCCACCGCCCCCCCUGAUGGAGGCAGCCUGAGGAGAUCCAACAGUGCUCCCUUGAUCCAUGGGCUCAGUGAUAAUUCGCAGAUUUUUCAGCCUUAUGUAAUCCGAACCCGGAGGAAUAGUACAACAGUGAUGAACCGUCACAACUUGUUGCUGUCAUCUUCUCCUAUUCGUGUUCCCAGCAGCAGACUUCAUCAAAUCAAAAGGGAAGAAGGAGUAGACCUGAUGAACAGAGAAGCUGCCCAUGAGAGGGAAGUGCAGACAGCAAUGCAGAUAAGCCAUUCCUGGGAAGAAAGCUUAAGUUUGAGUGAUAAUGACUUUGACAAAUCGGAGAAAUCAUCUUCUCCUAAGAGAAUUGACUUCGUCCCAGUUUCUCCAGCACCAUCACCCACUAGAGGAAUAGGAAAGCAAUGUUUUUCACCAUCCUUACAAAUGUUUGUGAGUAGCAAUGGGCUACCUCCAAGUCCUAUUCCCAGUCCAACAAGACGAUUUUCAAACAGAAGGAGUCAAAGUCCAAUCAACUGCAUUAGACCCAGUGUUCUUGGUCCUAUUAAAAGGAAAGGUGAAAUGGAAACUGAAAGUCAGCCAAAGAGACUCUUUCAAGGCAUUACUACUAUGCUUUCUCCUGAUAUUACGAAUCUGACAGAUCUCAGUUCAUGUCUGUCUUCAGAUAUUCUGGAUGGCAGUAGUAGCAGCAUUGGCUCAUCCUCAGACUCACUGGCUAAAGUCAGCAAUGCCACAGACUCUCCAGUAACAUGUUCCAAUUCAUGCUCUUCGUUCAUCUUGAUGGAUGACCUUUCACCCAAGUGACUUAACCGUUUCUCAUUCAGUGUUCUGACCGUGCUGUUUUCUAGACAAAGACUCUGGCAGGCAGGGAAAAGAACUUCGAUCCCUAAUGAGGAUUAAGAUAUUAAUUAGAUAACAAAUUAAUGUAACAUUAUCCUUUAACAUCUCUAUUCUCAAAGGUUGAAUUCAUAGAUAUAUUAACCUUACUGCUAGUUUCUGCAAAUUUCCUUUUGUGUUAAGUGACUGUUCAGAUUAUUAAACUUAACUUUGGGUUGCUGUAGCUAUAUUUUACUUUUGAUGCCUAAAAGGCUACCUCCUUAAGGUCCUGUAGUUUGCGUACUGAUAUGUAGUUUGUAGUAUGGCUCCUUUCCCCAACGAAAACAAAUGACAGUUACAAAACUGAUCAGAAAGUCUCGUUGAGAGAGACCUCCGUUCCUUGUUAAAUCAAUAGUUCUCUACUGCUCUUCAUUUUGCAAAUGUAAAAGACUUUCAUUUGGUUAUAUUUAAAUGAUUUUUCUCAUCAGAUUGAAAUAUAUGAUUUCUCCUUUUUCCUCUUUGAGCUGCUUGCUUGUAGCCAGACCAGGAAAUACUUAGUGGUCUCUGUAGCUGCCAACGUUGCUCCUUUGUAGUUAAGAUUGUAUGGAAGGAUGAGGAUUGGUUUUAAUGUUUGAAAUGUUAAUGGACUUGGUAGUAUGCCUGAAUUAGUAAGAAUGUUCCAGAUCUUUAUAACCCAGGAGCAGCGGUAGCUAACAUUUUUUCCCAAAACUUGUAGCCCUGAGGAAUAUAUAACAUAUUAUUAAUAUUUCUAGUUAUUUGUUGUCAAGGAGAAGAAAUUCCAGCCUUGAUCAAAAAUGUCUGGUGCAUUCAGAAGUGACUAGCCAGUGUUACUGACCUAAAAAAAGGACCGUGCAGGAAAGUGCACAUGGGGCCAUCAAUGUCUCCUGUGGCAUUGAGGCCAUAGGGAUUUUUGUGCCUUAGGGGACAUUGUUCUACUCUUAAAGAAUGUAAACCAUAGGGGAAGGGGAAAGCAAAAGGGGGUACCAUAUGUAAUCAUUUGAUUUGGGAGCUGGUGCGCCUUUUUUUUUUUUUUUUUUUAAUGCAUUUCAACUUUGAAAUUUGCUUUCCCCUGUGGUGAUGAGUACCAAUGAUUCAGUCCCUCUGCAUCACAGGUUUUGUGUUGCCACUAGAGAAGAUGGAUGGUUUAAGUAAUUUUAAUGUUGCCUUGAAUAAAGGCAAGUCUCUAAAGUUUAAUUUCUAGAGGGAAUUGAAUAUUAUUCAAUUGGUAAUUGAAUAUUAGCUCCGUAUUCUACUUAUAAGAAUCACGUUUUAAUUGUAAGGAAUAUACUUGGAGCGUUUCAGUCAGUCUGAGGUAGCAAAGUAAGGAGCUUCAUAACAAGAAAAAUACUAACUGAGCUAGAUAAUCCAUUGAUUAUAAUCUGCUAUCAUGCUAUUUAUUAUUUAUAAGUGUAAAAAGUCUGUGAUGAAUUAUAGUAUUUUUUUAUGAUUAAAAUUUUUUAAACGUUUGGUAGUAGUAACUGCUGGCUUGUCUCUGAUACACAGAAUUGCCUGCCAUAAGCUUUCAUUUUUCAAUGAUGGUUCAAAAUGCUUUUGUCUAAAAUACAGCAUUUGUAUUUUUUUUUAAGAAAAUAAUGCUGAAUUUUAAAGAGAAAUUAUGUGUUUUAAAGGUAAGCAAAGAUUGGCAAUAUUGGGUAGCUUGAUCGGAGGGGAGAUUUAGACUUUCUUUUCAGCUCUAACAAGGACGUGAUGUGUGCCCUACAGGAGUCCAAUGACAGUAUCUCGUGUUCUUUAUUUUAAAUUGUAAUAAUCAUGGUAGCCAGUAAUGAAUUUAUUAUAUUCUUUUUACCCGUGGAGCAUCACUAGUUUCCCCCACCUCAAAUAGAUGUGUAUAUUGUAAAAUAUUAAUCCAUAGUGUGCCAUUUAAAAGAGAACAUAUAAUCAGUUCUACAGUAUUCAAUGUAUUCAUUUUAUUUGUAUAUGAACCAUAUUAUUUAAGAUGUUUUUGCCUGUACAGUAAUGACUAGAGUGUUUUAUCUUACAGAAUAUUUAUCCACUUUCACUUUGCUGUCUUUUUUGCCUUAAAGGGACACUCUCAGCCAUAAUUUUCAAACUCUGAAUUGAUUGCUAAGAUUUAACCUUUCAAUUCUUUGAGAUGGUUAAACCUGAUUUUAAAUUUUUAAUCAUUAAAUUGGGGCAGGGUGGGGAGCUGGAGAAGAAAACAGCAACAUAUUCCUGCAGUGUUCACUAUUGGGAUAUGAGAGCUAGGAGAUAAGACCCAUGAAGUCAUCUUUUGUUUUUUACACAGCAGCUUGGGGUUCGUGCUUAGAGGCUGCAUCUUGGAGUCAGGAAAGCCUGAGUUCAAGAUCCCUGUCUAACAUAUACUCAGCUGUGUGAUCAUGGACAACUCACUUAACUCUCAAGUGCCGGCCACUGUGGGGUUCAGUUUUAGAUGGUUGCUGAUCUGCAUUCAGCAAAAAUGAGUUCCGUAUACCAAUGAAAUCAUGGGUCUGGACCAAAAAAAAAAAAAAAAAAUGGGGGGGAGGGGAAUGUUUUUAAUUGAUCACACAUAGUGAUCUCUUUGAAAUCAAUACUAAAUAAAGGUCAGUUAACUAAUGAA